UGCAUGAGGGACGUUGUAGUGGUGGAUCAUCAUUUGGCAUCUGUCAUAGAAGGAAACACCAGAGUUAUGGAGUUUUUCAGAAAAGUUGAUAGAGUGCUUGCGUUGACUGGCUCCUCCGGCCUUCAUAACGAAGACCUGGUUCCUGUGCCAGUUUCAAGACGGUUGUGGGGCUUGACGGGAUACCUGGGCUACUGGGGUAUCUGCUCGCUCUGUGUUACCACAUGGUCGACUGGUUCGUCCCUGUUGUCGCUAGGCUUGAAUGGCGCCAAUGCCAUGGGCAUAGUGGUUCUUUCCCAUUUCUUCAUAUCCGUUGCUGCGAUACUGAACAGCGGAUACGGCAGCGAAUACCACGUCGGAUACUCUGUGUUCCAGAGAAUAAUCUUUGGUAUCAGAGGGUCAUGGUUCGGUAUUCUUUUGAGAGCCAUUCUUUCGGUCGUGUGGUUUGCCUCCCAGGCCUGGUUGGGUGGGCUAUGUGUUAACGUCGUCUUGUGCUCUUGGAGUAAGAGUUAUCUGGAUUGGGAGAACACAUUACCAGCGAAUGUGAAGAUGACCUCUCAGGAGCUAUGUGGAUUCAUCGUGUACCUUGCUCUGAGUUUCCCCUUUCUCAUUGUGAGACCCGAGUUCUUGGACUAUCUAUUGGCCAUUGGUUCCUUUGCCAUGUUCUUCGUUGCGAUGGGCAUAACCAUUUGGGCUGUCCAGGACAACGAUGGUGGAUAUGGAACCCUGAUGAACGCCCCUAUGGCCCUCGGCAGCUCUCAAAAGGCAUGGGCUUGGCUGAAUGGACUGAGUAUUUGGUAUUCUGCCAUGACCUCUGGGAUUGCAAACCAAUCUGACUUCUCGAGGUUCAAUAAAACCGAGUUCAUCUCACGCUUGGGAAUAUUCCUGGGCUGUAACCUAUUCGGCUUCAUAGUCCCCAUGUUGGGCAUCAUAUCUGCCAGUGCCCUGAGCGAGAAGUAUGGUGUGUUUUACUGGAUGCCAAACUCGAUAUGUAUGCUAUGGCUACAAACAAACUACUCUUCAAAAGCAAGGGCUGCUGCCUUUUUCAGUGGUGUUUCGCUCGUCACGUCUCAGCUUGCCAUCAACUGUAUAGGUAACGGUAUCAGUGGGGGCAUGGACCUUGCUGCACUUUUCCCACGUUACAUCAACAUCAGAAGAGGUGCGAUCAUUGUGUUCGUGCUGGCAUGGCCAACUCAACCUUGGCUGUUUUACAACUCAAGCUCUGUGUUUUUACAAGUCAUGUCCUCGUUCUCCGUCUUCAUCACACCGUUGAUUGCGGUGUUUGUCACUGAUUACUACGUCAUCAGAAAGAGAAUAGCCAAAAUCUCGGACUGCUACAUCUCUGAUAGCUCGAGCAUCUACUGGUUCUAUCACGGCGUGAACUUCAGGUCCAUUGUGGCAUUUCUCAUUGGAGUGGCACCUGGCUUGCCGGGGCUGAUCAACACCGUGACCCCAACUAUCCACGUGAACACUGGAAUCAAACAUUUCUACUACGGCUCGUUCGUAUUCCAAUUUGUCGUUGCUGCUGUCGCGUACUACAUCAUCAACCUCGUCUUCAAAGUAGAGGUUGGGGAAAGAGACACCGUGGACUACUACAACACGUACAACGAAGAGGAGUGUAUCAAGCGCAACAUGGAGCCUUACGUCGCAGAGAUCAUCAACGAAGGAGAUAACUCCACGGACUCCAACGUGAUCAGCUUGAGUGAGCUCCAUGUAAAGCAAAAGUCGUAGUGAAUGGUUGUCUUGUCGUCUUAGCUCUUCUGUUUGGUAUAAUACACACUGGUGGAAAUGUA
This is a messenger RNA of Williopsis jadinii, 1790 nucleotides long. Its product is annotated as nucleobase cation symporter-1 family protein. The coding region runs from base 4 to 1728 and encodes 574 amino acids. Gene Ontology annotation, cellular component: plasma membrane. Gene Ontology annotation, molecular function: nucleobase transmembrane transporter activity. NCBI's taxonomy places the organism in Eukaryota, Fungi, Ascomycota, Saccharomycetes, Phaffomycetales, Wickerhamomycetaceae. The transcript has a single exon. The record is from RefSeq and is a predicted model, not a curated record. Gene Ontology annotation, biological process: transmembrane transport; nucleobase transport.